AUGAGGACACAGCCAGGACGAGCCGAGACAGCAGAUGGAAUGUCAGUACUGAGCGCUGGUCCACCAGACACCUACGGCCCUCUCUUACCAGCAGUGCUGCAACUUCUGCUACACCUUCGCUUCCAAAUGCCCUUUCUCCUAGCAAAGCUGACGCUUGGCACCAAGCACACUCAGGGGGACGAUCACUCGGCUGGCCCCGGCCCCUCGCCGCGCGGCGUGGGCAGCGGAUCCCGGCGCAGGCAGCGGAUCCCGGCGCAGGCAGCGGAUCCCGGCGCAGGUGGCUCCCCACCCCCGUCCCGCGGCACGGUUCUCCAUCGGUUCCGGCCUCGUGAUUUCCCCGCCCGGCUGGGCAGCGGCUCCGCACCCAUGGGACGCGGCGGCUUCCCGGAGAGGGGGACAGCAUCUCGCAAAGGUCUGCUCUCAAAUGUCUGGUUAUGGCGAGGUGUGGCUGGAGUCCUUACUGCUGCUGUCGUUCUGACUUUGUAUAUUCAGUUUGUAAACCGUUCUUCGGCCAAAGCUUUUCCUGUCUGUCCUUCCCUGGAACUCUGUCCAUCAGGCUGGCUGUAUUUCCAGAGGAAAUGUUACUACCUCUCAGAGAGUGAAGCCAGCUGGAACUCCAGUCAGAGCCUCUGCUCUUUGCACAACGCUUCCCUCCUGGUGAUUGGAAAUCAGGAGGAACUGAGUUUUAUGGUGAAGAUAACAAAGGAAGACCCAUGGAUUGGACUUUAUAAAAGAAAUAAAGAGUUCUUUUGGGUAAAUGGAAACGCUUUAGACAACAAACUGAUUGAAGUAAAAGGCUCUGGGAACUGUGCCUAUCUUGAGUCAAAAGGAGUCUCGGCCUCUGGCUGUUACUUAACUAGGAAGUGGGUCUGUAGCUUCAAUGUCAGCUUAGCAUGAUAGAGGUGAACAAAACCACUACCCUGGACACUUAGCACUCUGAUAGACAGGCCAUGUCUAUACUCUGGGACAUGGGAACAUGUCUCAGCUCCUGCCUGGAGGUGGAUGACUUUUCUGGUAGCCAGAAUUCUCCACCCAUGGAGGCAGCCUCCAUUUCUCAAAGGUGCCAUUUAAAGAGCUUGCUUUAGCAUCUUGGGUAAGUCAUUGCCUUGCCCCAUUUUCCUAGAUACUGCUCAGCCUGUGCUUCCUUCUUCUGACAUCAGUAUUUCUUCCAUAAUUUCUUCUCUUGUAGGACACUAAACAGCUGCUCUUUCUUUCCCUUGGAGGCAUUAGUUCUGCUUUCCCUUAGCCAAGCCCUGUGCAGAGAUGGGCUGUGAGCUGCGUCUGCCUAAAAGUCUGCCAGUGCCUGUCAGAUAGGAGGUGAGGCAGAAAUGAGCACUGGUGUUGAGAAGAUCAUUGCAGAUCUCACUCUCUCCUUUCAAAGGCACUUGGGGACAUGGUUCAGUGGGCAUGGUGGUGUUGGGCAGAGGUUUGGACUUGUUCUUAGAGGUCUUUUCCGACCUUAAUGUCUGUGUGCUUCUGUGAAGGUAGCCACUAGAGCGCACUGUGGUUUCAGAGGAGGGUAGAGGCUGUACAACUGCACCGUGUUUGACAGGCAGAUUGGACUGCUGCUGAUUUGUUGGAAUUUUUUGGCCUAUUUGUAAUGUUUUUUGCCUUCACUGUGUUUUCAGGCGAAUUUCAUUGCUGCCUACUCUUAUUCACCCUCUUGUUUAUACCUUUAUUAUUUUCAUAGAAUCGUAGAGUGGUUUGGGCUGGAAGGGACCUCCAAAGGUCAUCCAGUCCACCACCACUGCAGUCAGCAGGGAUGUCCUCCACUAGAUCAGCUUGCUCACAGCCUUCUCCAGACUCAUCUUGAAUAUCUCCAGGGAUGGAGUCUCAACAACCUCCCUGGGCCACCUGUUGCAGUGUUGCAGCACCCUCACGGUGCAGAACUUGUUCUAACAUCCAAUCUAAAUCUGCUCUUCUCUCAUUUCAAACCAUUGUCCCUCAUCCUAUCCCUGCAGGCCUUUGCAAACAGUCCCUCUGCAGCCGCCUUAUAGCCCCCUUCAGGUCCUGGCAGGCUGCUAUUAGGUCUGCCUGGAGCCUUCUCUCCUGCAGGCAGAGCAACCCCAGCUCCCUCAGCCUGUCCUCAGAGCAGAGCUGCUCCAGUCCCCUCAUCAUCUUCCUCUGGACCUGCUCCAUUGGGUCCAUGUACUGUGUUGAGGGUUCCAGAGCUGGACACAGCACUGCAGGUGAGGUCUCCCCAGAGCAGAGCAGAGAGGCAGAAUCAGCUCUCUCCAUCUCUGGCCAUGCUGCUUUUGAUGCAGCCCAGGCUGCCAUUGGCCUUCUGGACUCCAUGUGCCUAUUGCUGGCUCAUGCCCAGCUUCUCACCCAGCAGCAACCCCCAAGUACUUUUCUGCAGGGCUGCUCUCAAUCUCAUCAUCUCCCAGCCUGGAUUGAUACCUAGGAUUGCCCAAACCUAGGUGCAGGACCUUGCACUUUGUCUGAUUGAAGCUCAUGAGAUUCUCCUUAGCCUGCCUCUGCAGCCUGUCCCGGUCCCUCUGACUGGCACCAUCCUAUCCUUCAGUCUUACUAAGCACAUCACUCAGCUUGGUAUCAUCUGCACACUUGCUGAGGUUGCCUCAGUCUGCAUUUCUUGUGACAAGAGGACUUCACUGUAACCAGGACCAUGUGGCAUGGAUGUUGGUAACAGCUUGUUCAUUUAAGGUGAUCACUAAUUUUAUCCAACUGCACAUUUUUUAGUCACUUGUAUUCUUUCUAGGCACAGCAACAGGACUCUACAGAAGGAAUAACCUAACGACCUGUGUGUUAUUUAUAUGUGACUAGUUAGGGGGGGUGGGUGUAUUAUUCUGCAGUGCUUUUAAUUUAACUAGCCCUGAAGGAUGUGCUCUGUGCAAUAGUUCUGAAGAGAUACCAAAUAAAUAUUUUAUCAGA
Molecule: messenger RNA, 2892 nt
Organism: Pogoniulus pusillus (Red-fronted tinkerbird)
Lineage: Eukaryota; Metazoa; Chordata; Aves; Piciformes; Lybiidae
Product: C-type lectin domain family 2 member L-like
Exons: 5
Coding region: 1-897 (298 amino acids)
Source: RefSeq, a predicted model, not a curated record